This is a messenger RNA of Eubalaena glacialis (North Atlantic right whale), 1518 nucleotides long. It is a transcript of the gene HDHD5, whose product is annotated as haloacid dehalogenase like hydrolase domain containing 5. The transcript is spliced from 8 exons. The record is from RefSeq and is a predicted model, not a curated record. The coding region runs from base 8 to 1210 and encodes 400 amino acids. Gene Ontology annotation, cellular component: mitochondrion. Gene Ontology annotation, biological process: glycerophospholipid biosynthetic process. NCBI's taxonomy places the organism in Eukaryota, Metazoa, Chordata, Mammalia, Artiodactyla, Balaenidae.
GCGGCCCAUGGCUGCACUCGGCGAGGCGGCGGCGCGGUGGGCACCCGGACUGUGGCGGCGGGCGACGCGCGCGGCCGCGGGGUUCGGGGGCCGCCGUUUCGCGAGCGGCUCGCAGAGCCCUCCCACCUUCGGGUUCCUGUUGGACAUCGAUGGGGUGCUGGUUCGGGGCCACCAGGUCAUCCCUGCCGCGAGGGAGGCCUUCCGCAGGCUCGUGGACCCCCAGGGGCAGCUGCGGGUGCCCGUGGUCUUUGUCACGAACGCGGGGAACAUCUUACAGUGCAGCAAAGCCCAGGAGCUGUCAGCCCUGCUGGGCUUGCAGGUGGAGCCCGACCAGGUGAUACUGUCCCACAGCCCCAUGAAGCUCUUCUCGCAGUAUCACGACAAGCGGAUGCUGGUGUCUGGGCAGGGGCCCCUGGUAGAAAAUGCCCGAGCACUGGGCUUCAAGCACGUGGUCACAGUGGACGAGCUGCGGGCGGCCUUCCCUGUGCUGGACAUGGUGGAUCUGCAGCGGCGGCCCAAGACCACGCCCCUCCCAAGGAACGACUUCCCUGCGAUCGAAGGGGUGCUCCUCCUUGGGGAGCCCGUGCGCUGGGAGACAAGCCUGCAGCUGAUCAUGGACAUCCUCCUCAGCGACGGGAACCCCGGCACCGGUCUGGCGACGGCCCCCUAUCCCCACCUCCCUGUCCUGGCCAGCAACACGGACCUCCUCUGGAUGGCCGAAGCCAAGAUGCCCAGGUUCGGCCACGGCACCUUCCUGCUGUGCCUGGAGGCCGUUUACCGGAAGGUGACGGGCAGAGAGCUGUGUUACGCGGGCCUGAUGGGCAAGCCCAGCCUCCUCACCUACCAGUACGCGGAGGGCCUGCUCGCGAGGCAGGCGGCGCGGCGGGGCUGGGCGGCCCCGAUCCGGAGUCUCUACGCCGUGGGUGACAACCCCAUGUCCGACAUCUAUGGGGCCAACCUGUUCCACCAGCACUUGCAGACGAGGUGGGAGGGGGCGGCCCGGAGCUGCACCUCCAUCCUGGUGUGCACCGGCGUGUACAGGCCCCAGGCCCCAGGCCCCGUCGCUCCGGUCCCGGGUGGCGAGGGGCCUCCGUUCCACGGGCACCGGGACCUUGGCUUCAGCCCGGGGCUCCUGCAGGCAGCCCACGUGGUGAGCGACGUGCACGAGGCCGUGCGGCUGGUCCUGGGCAAGGAGGGCUGGGCUCUGUAGCAGGGAGGGAGGUGGGCCCGCUGGCCGCCCCCUGCCCCCCCCUCCCCGCCAGCGUGGUGACACUCCCGCUCCUCCUGGGCGGGGCCGCACGAUUGUUCCCGGGGUAGCAUUUGAGUAGCAGCCUCAGAUUUUUCUAGGCUGGUUCCUGUCUGCCUGUGCUGGCAGCCUGACCCCCAGGCUCGUCCUCACUCUGGGGGGUCUUCUGCAGAAGAGGAGGCGGUGCCCGCCUCUGCCUGCUGCCAGCACGGGCUGUAACUCACUCUCAGACACUACUUUUUAUGGUGGUUUAGCUUAUUGCCCAGAGACUU